This is a messenger RNA of Hyaloscypha bicolor E, 2522 nucleotides long. RefSeq lists its product as uncharacterized. Gene Ontology annotation, molecular function: DNA binding; DNA-binding transcription factor activity, RNA polymerase II-specific; zinc ion binding. The coding region runs from base 118 to 2382 and encodes 754 amino acids. Gene Ontology annotation, biological process: DNA-templated transcription; regulation of DNA-templated transcription. The record is from RefSeq and is a predicted model, not a curated record. NCBI's taxonomy places the organism in Eukaryota, Fungi, Ascomycota, Leotiomycetes, Helotiales, Hyaloscyphaceae. The transcript is spliced from 3 exons.
GCCUCCACUCCGCUGGGAAUGCACGCGCGAAUCAACAUCGCCCAUUGAAACGGCCUGAACUAGGAGAGAGCCUGGAUUUCCACUCAGGUAUGAAAGUUUUGAGUCACCACACUUGCCAUGUCGCACCCCAAUGCCAACAGCCUGCGCCGCCUCGUUCCCAAGAUCGAUGCAGCCCGCACUCCGUCCGCGUCCCCGACAGAUGAAGGGUCGACGGCAUCGAAUAAACGACGAUGCAUCUCGUCCGCAUGCAUGCCCUGUCGCAAGCGCAAAUCCAAGUGUGACGGAGAGAAGCCCGCUUGUGAAAGUUGUAGCAUUGUUUACAAGACGCACUGUGCCUAUGAUAUCGACAGUGAUCACCGCCGAAAAGGCGCCUUGAAGAGAGAUAUCAGACAGCUUGAGGAAGAGAAUGAAAAGCGGGACAUCAUUCUCGAUGCCCUCCGUAAAGGAACCGAGGCCGAUGUCGACGACAUUAUCCAACUGAUCCGCUCGGACGAGCCCUACGACUCCAUCAUCGAGACGAUCAAGAGAAUGCCCAUCAAACCGGUGCCCAAACCAGAAGCAUCUCCAACGCUGGAAGGAGAGCUCGCUGCGUUUACUGGUAAACCCUCUUUGAAAAGAGCUUGCGACAACCGGCACUAUGGCCACACAUCAAAUCUUGCCUUGGCCGGAUCCGAUGAUGAGUUGCCUUUGGUGGAAGUGGAUCACAUCGGGACCUGGACCAAGGUUACAAGUGAUGUCGACCUGAUCAAGCACCUUCUAUCCCUCUACUUCACCUGGUCUCAUCCGAUAUAUCUGCUCUUCUCCGAGGAAGUCUUCUCUUACGCCCUCGACAACAAGAAGCUCAAGUGGUGUAGUCCGAUGCUCGUCAAUGCUUGCCUGGCCCUUGGGUGCAACUACUCUGAUCGGCCUGAAGCUCGAGCAGACAUCAACGACCCUGCCACGGUUGGGGACCACUUCUUCGCCGAGGCAAAGAGGCUGCUGAACGAAGACGAUCGAUCUUGCUUGACGACUGUCCAGGCUUUAGGUGUCAUGUCUUGUCGACAAGCAAUGAUGGGACAAGACGGCAGUGGUUGGAGGUAUGCCGGCCAGAUGAUGACCAUGGCGAUUGAGCUGGGGUUGCACUUGACGUAUAAUGUGCAGCCCAGUGGGAAGGUGACGGACUGCGAGAUGGAAGCUAGGAGAAUUACAUUUUGGGGAAGUUAUAUGCUUGAGACGAUAUAUGCCAUGUGUGUGGGACGAAUAUCUGGCUUGCCGCGAAUGGCCAUUCAGUUGGAGAAGUCGGUACCGAGAGAAAAUCUGGAAAAGAAGAUCUGGAAACCCCAUGGCGACCCCCGCUUUCUCCACGAGCCGACCGGACUGGAGCAGCCAGCUUUUACCUAUACCGUCCAGGUGCAAUCAAGCCGUCUUACUGAGAUUGUCAACGACACCCUUCAAAUGUUCUAUGCACCGCGAGAUCGGAUCACAAGUCGCAAGCUCGAAGUACAUCACGAACGAUUCAUUCAGUGGCAUGACGAACUCCCUUCAAGUAUGACCAUCAAACGUGAUGGUCCAACACUCCCUCAAGUAAUUGCACUUCACAUAUACUACCACAACUCUCUGAUCCAUCUCUUCCGGCCAUUCCUCCGCGUUUCGUUCGUUCAAAAUACAAAAAGCCCCCACCAAAUCUGCACCGAUGCGGCCGUCACCAUAGCGCAAUUGAUGAGCCUGUACUCGAGAACGUACAGCAUGCGCCGCGCCUACUUCAUAUUAGUCCACUGCGGGAUAAGCGCGGCCAUCAUACACAUCGUCAACAUCUCCCGCACUGACCCAACAUCCCCCCAACUCAGCGUCCAAGCCGCCGCCUACCUCACCGACAUAAUCCACAUGAUGCACGAAAUGUACCCCACCUACCCCCUCAUGGCCCGCUACUUCAAAGUCAUUCGGAGCCUCAUCACCAAAUGGGUCCAAAACGUCCCCAGCAAUGUCCGCGACGCACUCCAAACCAUCGACCUCCCCUCACCGCACUCCUCAGACUGCGAGACAGCCCUCAGCCCUCCAGAUCCCACCGCCUCAGCCUCCUACUCCACCGAUUUCGAUGAGCCAUCCACGGUCACCGUCGAGAUCAACGGGAAGCGAAGGAAGCAGUCAGCACCAGACCUAACGCAGAUGACACCAAACCUAAAUAACGGGAAGGGCGUACUAACUGCGGCGGCGAAGGAGUUCCUCUGGACGCCGUUCCCGGAGAGUAUGGACGGGAUGCCGGUCAUGCCGCCGGAGCGGAGGAGUGGUAAUGAUAAUAUGGAUAUCAGUCGGAUGUUGGAUUCCGGCGUGGAUGGGGAUUGGGCGCAGUUGAAUCGGGACGGGUUUACGAUGGAUGCGGGGAAUGAGUUUUGGGGUGUAUAAAAGGGGCCUGUGAGAUAACGAGGCACGGCUGGGGAACGGCAUGGGUGGCUAGAUUCUGCUUUAGCGAUUUCCUUGCUCUUGGGAGGUGGGCUGGUGGCGUUUUGUGGUUUUGGACAUGAAAAGUCGGGGGUUUGGAUAGC